Messenger RNA from Lolium perenne, 691 nucleotides. The record is from RefSeq and is a predicted model, not a curated record. Lineage: Eukaryota; Viridiplantae; Streptophyta; Magnoliopsida; Poales; Poaceae.
GAAUUUUCAGGUUCGUCGGCUGUGUUGGAACGAAGGCUUCUCUUGCGGUGUUUGAUCAUCGACGAAUUGGCUCGAGAUUUAUUUCUGCACUCAAGAGUUCAGGGAUCAUGGUUCGCACUUCGGAAUAAUGUGUGGACUCGUGGUGCAGAUGAUGCUGCUGCUUUCAGUUACCAUGUCCCUAUACACCAGCCGGGAGAAAGAACCGGCAGGAAAUCAAAUUAAGAGAAGGAUGACAGCAAGGUUCAAACAGAAAAACCUGUUUGGAAAUCUAAAUCUGCAAGCUUGCCAUUUCACCUUCAGUGGAGCUCUGAUCCUAGCCCACUCCAAGGGGGUUGGCUAUCUGUUGCUACUGGACUGUGGUCCCCUAAGCUCUUCCAAGUGUUGUAUGUGUGAGUGGCAGCCAAGGCAGCCAGAGAAGCUGCAGGGAUGCAGCUUUGGUUCCACCCUGGGCGCCUGUCGUCGAUUUGUGGACGGGUGGCCGAAGACGACGGCGGAGGGCGCAGCAGUGGCGGUGUUUGGCAGGCGGUGGCCGGCGGUGGCCGGCGGUGCAGAGCAGACGCCCGGCGGUGCAUUGGUGGUUGUCGUUCGGGACAGACGGAUGGCGGGACGGUUUUACGUCGUGGCCUGGCGGAGCAAUGGCGUUGAUCGGGGCCGCCGGCGGGCGGUGCAGAGUGGGCUGUCGUGCGCGUGA